UGCGGCGGCGCCGCGCGGGGCACGCUGGGCCCGCGUCCCGCGCCGGUCCUCCCGCUUCCCAGCCUGCCUCCGCCCGCCUGAAUGGGGCAGACGCAAAAUGGCGGCGAACGCGAACUCGGCCGGCGGCGGCGGCGGCAGCCUCUCGCUCUUCGAGUGCCCCAGCUGGGCAGGAAAACCUCCACCUGGCUUACAUCUGGAUGUAGUCAAAGGAGACAAACUCAUUGAGAAACUCAUAAUUGAUGAGAAGAAAUACUAUCUCUUUGGGAGAAAUCCUGAUCUGUGUGAUUUUACCAUUGACCACCAGUCUUGCUCUCGGGUCCAUGCUGCCUUGGUCUAUCACAAACAUCUCAAGAGGGUUUUCCUCAUAGAUCUAAACAGCACACAUGGCACAUUCUUGGGUCAUAUCCGUUUGGAAGCUCACAAACCCCAGCAGAUACCCAUUGACUCCACAGUUUCAUUUGGUGCUUCUACGCGGGCAUAUACUCUGCGAGAGAAGCCUCAGACACUGCCAUCAGCAGUUAAAGGAGAUGAGAAAAUGGGCGGUGAAGAUGAAGAGCUCAAGGGUUUGCUGGGCCUGCCAGAAGAGGAGACAGAACUUGAUAACCUGACAGAGUUUAAUACAGCCCACAACAAAAGAAUUUCCACGCUAACCAUAGAGGAAGGAAACUUGGAUAUUCAGAGACCAAAGAGAAAACGGAAGAAUUCCAGAGUGACGUUCAGUGAUGAUGAUGAAAUCAUCAAUCCAGAGGAUGUGGACCCUUCUGUUGGGCGUUUCAGGAACAUGGUACAGACAGCAGUAGUCCCUGUUAAGAAAAAGCGACUGGACAAUCCAGGCUCACUGACCACGGAUGAUUCUGCAUCACGGCGUAUGCAAAACUUUCCCUACAGUGGAGGAUUAUAUGGUGGCUUACCUCCAACUCACAACGAGGCGGGUUCCCAAUCACAUGGCGUCCAUGGGACAGCACUCAUUGGUGGUCUGCCAAUGCCCUACCCCAAUCUUGCCCCAGAUGUGGACUUGACUCCUGUUGUACCCUCAACAGUUAACAUGAACCCAGCUCCAAAUCCUGCUGUCUUUAAUCCUGAAGCUGUGAAUGAACCCAAGAAGAAGAAAUAUGCAAAGGAGGCAUGGCCGGGCAAGAAGCCAACCCCUUCCCUACUGAUCUGAGUUAGGUUUUGUUGAGGGAGGGUGGGAGUUAUGAACUCCACAAACUGUUUAUGUGUAGUAUUGUCCUUUUGAAAUUUUAAUGUCCUAACCAGAUGUAAUAUGGAGAUUGGAGAAGUGAAAUAAUUCUUUAAAGAUCUGUCUUCAAACAUUUUUAUAUCUGUUAAAAAAACAACAACAAAACAAUAUAGCUACCAUCUCCCUUUGAACCAAAAUAUCUGGCAGCCUUUUCUUAGCCUCUGUCCCCUGAGGUCUCUUACUCUGAAUUUUGAUCCAUAAGUUGAAGGGGCAGAAUCACACAAUUUAAUUAUCAUUUAUGGCAUGACCCUGCAAAUGCGUGUAUUUAGGUGUCGUGCUUACUAUGAGUAAUGUUGUUCCUGCUGGACUUGCUCAUAGCAGGUCAGCUGUAUCAGAAGUAAAUGUUUGUGGGGCCAGGCCUUUCAGAAAUCCCACUGGUCUGAGUUCUAAAACUUGCAAAAUACAGGCCAGCUUUUAUUUUUACCUUUUCAAAACCCUACCAAUGUGGGGCAUUCUUUUUUUUUCCUAGUUUGGCUGCAGCUUGUUUUAAUUUCCACCUAAGACACUACAACAUCCUAUGAGUUGAUGAGUACCUGGAGUUGAGAUAGACAAGGAAUAGAUGGACUUCCUAAGUUGUGGAGUCCAGUAUUGCACAACAGAGUGCCAUGUAGUUGGAUAAAGGGGUACACGCAUGGAUGGAUCCGAGCUCGUGUUGGUACUAAUGGCAGCAUACAAGCAUGGCAAGUCUAGAUACAUUUGACUGUUGGAUAGACACUAUCUACAGCGUACAAAUAAUCGUUGACAAAGUAGUGAUAACUUAAGGUGGAGUUAACACAGAGGAAGACACUUUUUUUAAACUUGGUGGCCCUUUUAAUUUAAAUAAUUUUGCUUUUAUUUACAAAUGGAACUUGUGAGCUUAGCGUAUAUGAGAUGUGACAAGGCACACAUGCAAAUGAGCAGCCAUCAGCAGUGUCAGAGGAUUCAUAUGUGUAACAACUAAAACUGCAAUCUACACGCUAUUUUGGUUUUUGGCUGCUAGUAACAGUGGGUAGGAAUCAAGUGCUACCUAAAGCUAGAAUAUAAAUUCCUAGUAGAGGGUCUGCCUCACCUUGAACAAAGGAAGCACACAAGUUGGUUUCAUGGCAUUACUUUUUUUUUUUUUGACUAUUUAAUCAUUUUCUCCCAUUGAAUAAAAUGAGAAAUGUGAUUUGGAUUAUUGCUUUACCCCAUCAAAUCCGCAGUUUCAGAUUUCAAAAUCUGAUUCAAACAUAUUCAGACCCUAUGACUUUAUACAAGGUAAGGCCAGAGCCCUUUCUUUCUUAGGUUUAUUUUCAUUUUUUUUACGUUGCAUAAUGCAGUUCAGCUACAUAGUCACAUUCCUUUGUUUGGGGGAAUCCUCCAGGAAAUGUGCCCUAAAAUGGCAGUAGUAUAUCCAGCUGUUCAUUAAUGUGUACAGUACUGUAGCUACCUGGCUAUGUAGAAUUGUGAAAAUAUGAUGGUUGCUGGAACAGUGCUGUUUUAUAGUGCAUCUGCUGUGCUGUAGGCACUAGACCUGUUUUGAACAGAUGCUCCAAAAUCAGUGCAACUUCUGCAUCUGCAGAGUGAUUGCUUCUAUCAUGGUAUUGAGGUAAAAAAGAGCUAGUAGCUACCCUGUUCACAAGAGUGAUGCCUUUAGAGACUGGCUUGUACCUCUCCAUGCCUUCAUAUCUAGCUCAAACUAUUACAUGAAUGAAUGUGGUAACUUCUCCAUGAUAUAGUUAUGCCACUCUGUGCAUAGUUGCUAUUAAAAAUGACUCAGUCCUGUUACGUUCUUCUUUCAAACACUCCGUACUCUCUUAAAAUCUUUCUCACUUUAAUUUUUAGUUUUGCUUCUUUACAGGAUGUAGUUUUCUUUUUCCAGCCAGUCAGUUUUAUGAAGGCAACUCUUUACGGUAAGACUAGUUAGAGCAAGUAAAAGUUGAACAGGUCAUCUUUUUUCUUUUUUUUUUGUUUGUUGGGUUUUGGUAGGGUUUUUUGUUUGUUUUGCAAGUGGCUCUUUGCAAGAACUUUCUUGAAAAGGGAAGCUUUACUGAAAAUUGGUUUUUAAAGCUCUUCUCCUCCCUGGGUUUUUACAAGCUCUCAUUAUUUCAGAGCUUAGAGGCCAUAGCCGGCCAGUACAGGAGGAGACAGUAUAACAUCCAGGGGCUUUGUACAGAAGUUUGUACACUUGUGUAAUAUGUAAUAGGCCUUUUCACACUUUCUGUUGAGCUUUUUACCUGUAACCUUUACUAUGUUGUAAAUUAAACGCAAAUUUUGCCA
Molecule: messenger RNA, 3478 nt
Organism: Cygnus olor (mute swan)
Lineage: Eukaryota; Metazoa; Chordata; Aves; Anseriformes; Anatidae
Gene: PPP1R8
Product: protein phosphatase 1 regulatory subunit 8
Exons: 7
Coding region: 98-1165 (355 amino acids)
Cellular component (GO): nuclear speck
Molecular function (GO): protein serine/threonine phosphatase inhibitor activity; protein binding; mRNA binding
Source: RefSeq, a predicted model, not a curated record